This is a messenger RNA of Papaver somniferum (opium poppy), 1407 nucleotides long. RefSeq names its product O-acyltransferase WSD1-like. Gene Ontology annotation, biological process: triglyceride biosynthetic process. The record is from RefSeq and is a predicted model, not a curated record. The coding region runs from base 1 to 1407 and encodes 468 amino acids. Gene Ontology annotation, cellular component: plasma membrane. Gene Ontology annotation, molecular function: diacylglycerol O-acyltransferase activity; long-chain-alcohol O-fatty-acyltransferase activity. The transcript is spliced from 6 exons. Lineage: Eukaryota; Viridiplantae; Streptophyta; Magnoliopsida; Ranunculales; Papaveraceae.
AUGAACAAAGAGGAGCCUCUGACCCCGUUUGGGCGGAUGUUCUCGCAAGAAGAAGGGAAUCAAGUUAUCAACUGUGCAAUGAAUCUCAAAAACCCAAUCCACUUAGAAUCCGUUAAAGCUGAAUUUAAAAACUCCAUCCUGAUUAAGCACCCAAGAUUUCGAAGCGUCUUAGUAAGAAACACGAAUAAUGGUAGAGAAUAUUGGAAAAGAGGUGAUGUAGAUUUAGACAAGCACAUAUUUCUCAUUCAAGACAUCGACCAUGGUGAUUCGUCGACUUCCAGCAUUCUUAGCAAUGACGAGAUCGUGAAUGGGUAUCUGGCAGAUCUUACUGUUUCAUCGCCUCUCAGCAUUGAUAAACCAUUAUGGGAAUUACAUGUACUGAAGGAUCAAAACUGUCUAGUAUUGAGAGUUAAUCAUGCUUUAGGUGAUGGGGUAUCUAUAAUGUCUUUGAUCUUAACCAUGUGUAGGAAAGUUGACCAGCCUGAUGAAUUACCCAGCAUCCCUAAACACAACCCCAAAAGUAGUAGGAUCAAUAUGUGUGAAAUGAUAUGGAGAUUUGUAUUGAAGAUAUGGUUAACUAUUGUUUAUUUAAUGGGUUUCUCACUUAGAUGUUUGUUUAUGAAAGAUGCUAAAAGCAAGAUUAGUGGUGGACAUGGUGUUGAACUAUGGCCCAGAAAGCUUGCUACUGCUACGUUCAAGUUAGACGACAUGAAAUCUGUCAAGAAUGCCGUCCUUAACGCUACAAUCAAUGACGUUCUUAUCGGAGUUGUUACAUCUGGAUUAUCGCGAUACUUGGAUUACCAUCGAACCUCGAACUCAAGUAACUCACCCAAACAGGGACUUCAAAUCUCGGGAAUGGCAAUGGUUAACCUUAGAGAACAGCGUGGUUUGCAGGAUAUGGCAAAUUUGGUGAAGAGCAGUUCGGUGACAAGUUGGUGGGGUAACAUAUUCGGAUACAUUUUACUCCCAAUUUAUCCCCAUAAAAGUGUUGGUAACAAUCCGCUUCGAUAUGUCAUGAACGCCAAAGAAAUACUUGACAAGAAGAAACUAUCAUAUGAAGCUCAUUUAACUUACGCAAUAACUAAAUCAGCAAUGUCACUUUUGGGUCCCAAGGUCUCGUAUUUGCUCACCAACAGGGUUGUUUGCAAUACAAGUUUUACGAUAACCAAUGUCGGUGGUCCGCAAGAAGAAGUUAUGUUUGGAGGAAAUCCAGUAACUUCACUAAGAGCAACUUCCUCAAGUUUACCCCAUGCACUCACAAUGCAUAUGAUAAGUUACGCUGGUAAAGCAGAAAUGCAAAUUCUUGUGGCUAAAGACAUUAUACCAGACCCUCAGUUCCUCGCUAAGUGUUUUGAAGAUGCAUUGCUUGAAAUGAAGGAGGCUUCUACUGCUUCUGUUAAGGCAUGA